AUGUGCGGUGAGACACCGACCUGUUCCGUCAGCUUCGAGGCAGUGGUGCACAACCCGCUCAACGUUUUCCAUGUUGAGGUGGCCAUCCAGGACAUCAACGACAACGCCCCGCGCUUCCUCCAAGACAAUUUCCAGCUGGAAAUCAACGAGUUCACUUCUCCCGGUGCACGCUUUUACUUAGGCAUGGCUGAAGACGCGGACGUGGGCAGCAAUUCCUUGCAGGGCUACAAGCUGGAGGCCAACAGGUACUUUGAGGUAGAGGUAAAGGAGAGCGAGGACGGCAGCAAGUUCGCGGAGCUGGUGCUGCGCCGAGCGCUGGACCGGGAGAGAGAGCAGAACCUGCAGCUGGUGCUGACGGCGCUGGACGGCGGCGACCCUCCUCGCAGCGGCACCGCCCAGCUCUGUAUCAACGUCACCGACGCCAACGACAACGCUCCCGUGUUCGUGCAGGACCGGUACCGAGUGAGCCUGCGCGAGAACGCGCCGCCGGGCUCCAUGGUGCUGAACGUCUCAGCCACCGAUGCUGACGCUGGAACUAACGCCCGCAUCACCUACGGCUUCGGAAAAAUGCCAGCCAAGGUGCUUCAGAAGUUUGCGGUGGAUGCAGAGAACGGGAUCAUUACGCUUCAGGAAGCGCUGGACUUUGAGGACACGCGAUCAUUUAUCUUGGCCAUCGAGGCGAGGGACGGUGGCGGUCUGGUGGCACACUGCAAGGUGGAGGUGGAGGUGCUGGACGUGAACGACAACGCGCCCGAAAUCACCAUGCUGUCGGUGUCAAGCCAGGUGCCUGAGGACGCUCCGAUCGGCACCGUGGUGGCGCUGGUGAACGUGAACGACCCAGACUCCGAGGAGAACGGCCAAGUGCGGUGCGAGCUGUCGGGAGAGGCGCCGCUGUCGCUCGUGGCUUCCUCGGGCGGCUCGUACAAGGUGGUAACGGCGAGCGCGCUGGACCGAGAGCAGGCAGCCGAGCACCGAGUGACGCUAGUGGCCAGAGACCGGGGCAGCCCGGCGCUGUCGAGCCGUGCGGUGCUGGUACUGGAAGUGUCGGACGUGAACGACAAUGCACCGCUGUUCGAGGAGGAGAUCUACAGCGCCUACGUGGCGGAGAACAAUGCUGCGGGAGCGCCUGUGCUGCGCGUGCUGGCACGGGAUGUGGACGCGGGCGCCAACGGGCGCGUCAGCUACUGGCUGGAAGGCGGCAGCACAGGCUCGGCACCGCCGCCGGUGUCGGUGGAAGCGCAGAGCGGCGCCGUGUACGCGCAGCGCUCCUUCGACUAUGAGCAGUACCGCGAGUUCACGGUGACGGUGCGGGCACAGGACGGUGGGGUGCCGGCGCGCAGCUCCACGGCCACGGUGCGCAUCUUUGUGGUGGACCGCAACGACAACGCGCCGCGGGUGCUGUGGCCGACGGCAGCGUCAGCAGGAGGCGAGGCACCGCCGUUCGAGGUGGUGCCGCGCACGGCCGAGGUGGGCUACCUGGUGGCCAAGGUGGUGGCGGUGGACGCGGACGCGGGGCGCAACGCGUGGCUAUCGUACGAGCUGCUGCAGGCGCCGGAGCCGGCGCUCUUCCGCCUGGGGCUGCACAGCGGCGAGGUGCGCACGGCGCGGGCCGUGUCGGAGCGCGACGCGGCCAAGCAGCGCCUGGUGGCGCUGGUGAAGGACCACGGGCAGCCGGCGCUGUCGGCCACGGCCACGCUGCACGUGGUGCUGGCCGAGAGCUUGCAGGAGGCGCUGCCGGAGCUGAGCGAGCGGCCAGCGGGCACGGACUCCCCAGUCGAGCUGCAGUUCUACCUGGUGCUGGCGCUGGCUCUGCUGUCGGCGCUCUUCCUGCUCAGCCUGGUGCUGGCGCUGCUGGCGCGGCUGCGGAGGGCCGGGCCUCCCGCCGUCCUGCGCUGCCUGGGCGCGCAGCGGUUUUCUCUGGCAGGCACCGCCUUCCCAGCCGACUUCUGCGAGGGCACCUUGCCCUACUCCUACAACCUGUGCGUGGCUCCGGGACGAGCCCUGACCGAGGCCACUUUGCUGCCCCCUCCGCUGCCCGCUGAAGAGCUGCUGGGCGGGGAGUCCUGCGGGAAACCGAGCUCAAGUAACACCGCCGUCGCGGAAGACCCUCGCGCGGAUCCUGACGCACCGCAGAUUGUGCUUUCGGACUUGAAACAUUUUACGGGUUGUAUUACGAAAACUCAAUAUGAGGUCACCGUUAACAGACCACCAAAGGAGAUGAGCAAGGCAUCUGCGGGCUGCGCCGUGUGGCUGCAGUUCCGGCAGGAGGCUGCGGGCGUCGCUGUUGACCGAGGAGGAGCCAGAGGAAGCCGGAGCGCUGCAGGCAGCCCCGCCCGCUGCGGCCCGGCUCGCUCGCUGGCUGGCUCGGCGUCCGGGAGGGCUGCGAACGUCCCCGCGGUGCGGAACCGAGCUGCAGCGAGCCGGAGGGGUGGGCGGCAGUGGGGCGGCUGGAGCCAGAGGCGGAUCUCGAACUGUUGUGGCAGUGAGGCGGCGGACAUGUGUGCGGCAGGGAAACGCUGGGGCCGGCGGGCGCGGGCCGUGCUGUGCUGCGUCCUGCUGUCGGCAUUGGAAGCGUCGUGGGGGCAGCUGCGCUACUCGGUGCCCGAAGAGAUGCCCAAGGGCUCUUUCGUGGGCGACGUGGCCAAAGACCUGGGACUGCAGAUGACGGCGAUUGCUGACAGCGGUCUCUGCAUCUUGGACAGAGGUAGGACGCAGUAUUUCUCUCUACACGGGAAAACGGGACAUUUAGUGACGGCGGAGAGGAUAGACAGAGAGCAGCUGUGCCGGCUGGUGGAGAAAUGCGUGCUGCGGUGUGAGCUGAUAUUGGAGGGGGAAAUGCAGGUUUACGAAAUCGAAGUAGAGAUCAUGGACGUUAACGACAAUGUCCCCAGCUUCCCAGAGCCAGAAACACUACUGAGAAUAAGCGAGGCAACAUCCCCAGGUUCUCGGUUUCCCCUGGCGGAGGCUCACGACCCAGACUCGGGACCAAAUUCGCUGCAAAGCUAUGAGAUGAGUGGUGACGAACAUUUCUCCCUGGCCGUGCAGACAGGCCCCGGCGGCGAUCGGCGCCCCCAGCUGGUACUGUCCAAGGCACUGGACCGGGAGGAGGCGGUGUUUCAUGAGCUGGUGCUGAAGGCGAGGGACGGCGGAGAGCCGCCGCAGACGGGCACCGCACGGAUCCGCGUGGUCGUGGUGGACGCAAACGACAACGCUCCCGUGUUUAGUUCGCCGGAGUACACGGUGCAUGUGCCCGAGGAAGUGCCCGUGGGCUCCGCCCUCGUCAUCGUCACGGCCACCGACCCCGACGAGGGAGUGAACGGGAACGUGAAAUACUCGUUGAAGAAAAGGAAAGAUCUGCCGUCGGAGAUUUUCCACUUGGACACUGAGACGGGAGUGAUUACUCUGCUGCGGAGCCUGGACUUCGAGGAAGGAGACUCUUACGAACUGGAGGUGGAGGCACACGAUGGCGGCAGCUUUUUUGAUACGGCAAAAGUAACCAUCUCCGUGGCAGACGUCAAUGACAACGCACCCGAACUUAUAGUGUCGUCGUCGCUUAGCGAGAUCUCUGAGGACGCCCCGCAGGGAACAGUGGUAGCCUUGCUGCACGUACAGGACCGGGACUCGGGAGCCAACGGCCAGGUGCGGUGCUCGCUGGACACGGGAGUCCCGUUCCGUCUGGAGAAGUCGUUUAAGGAUUAUUACCGCGUGGUGACAACGAAGGAACUGGACCGGGAAGAGGUGUCGGAAUACAACGUGACGGUGAGGGCGGCCGACGGCGGGUCGCCUUCACUGUGGAGCAGCACGGUGCUGACCCUCAGGGUGCUGGACGUGAACGACAACGCGCCGGUGUUCAGCGAGGCGAGCUACAGCGCCCGGCUGCCUGAGAACAACGCGGCGGGCGCGCUGGUGCUGACGGUGCGGGCGCGGGACGCGGACUGGGGGCAGAACGCACGCGUGCGGUACCGGCUGGGCGAGGGGCGAGUGCGGGGUGUGCCACUGUCAUCGUACGUGUCGGUGCAGGCGGAGACGGGCGCGCUGUACGCGCUGCGCUCGUUCGACUACGAGGAGGUGCGCGAGGUGGGACUGUGGGUGGUGGCGGAGGACGGCGGCUCGCCGGCGCUGAGCAGCAACGUGUCGGUGCGGCUCGUGAUCGUGGACGAGAACGACAACGCACCGCAGGUGCUGUACCCGCCGGUGGCGCCCGUGUCCGGGGCCGGUGUGGGUGGGUGGUCGGGAGUGGAGCUGGCGCCGCGGUCGUCGGAGCCCGGGGCGCUGGUGGCCAAGGUGGUGGCGGUGGACGCGGACGCGGGUCAGAACGCGUGGCUGUCGUACGAGCUGGCGAAGGCGACGGAGCCGGGGCUGUUCCGCGUGGGGCUGCACAGCGGCGAGGUGCGCACUGCGCGCUUCCCGCUGGCCCGCGACGCUGCCCGGCAGAGCCUGGUGGUGCUGGUGAAGGACCACGGGCGGCCGGCGCUGUCGGCCACGGCCACGCUGACAGUGGUGCUGGCCGAGAGCGUGGCCGAGCUGCUGGCCGAGCUGGGCAGUGAGGCAGCGGCGGCGGGGCCGGGCGUCGCGGCCGGCAGCCUGACGCGCUGGCUGGUGCUGGCUGUGGCGGCCGUCUCCUGCCUCUUCCUCGCCUUCCUGCUGCUGCUGCUGGCAUUGCGCCUGCGGCGCUGGCGCCGCUCGCAGCUGCCUCCGGCGGUGGGCGGUGCCUUGCGCGGCGUCCCGGCCACGCACUUCGUGGGUAUCGACGGCGUCCGCGCCUUUCUGAGCUCCUACUCACACGAGGUGUCGCUCACCGCGGACUCCCGCAAGAACCAGCUCCGCUUGUCGCCCGGCAGCUGCUGCGACACCCUCCCGGCCCGCCCUCUGCCCGACGAGCCUGUACCGCUGCUCGGGGAGGACCCUGCCGCCGCCAGUCCACACGACCCCAACGCUGCCCCGUUCCGGGAGGAGGCUGCGGGCGCCGCUGUUGACCGAGGAGGAGCCAGAGGAAGCCGGAGCGCUGCGGGCAGCCCCGCCCGCUGCGGCCUGGCUCGCUCUCUGGCUGGCUCGGAGUCGGAGCGGUCUGCGAGCAUCCCCGCGGCGGCGAUGUGCGGUGCGGGGAGGUGCGAGCGCGGGCUCCGGCAGGAGGGGGCCCUGCUUUGCUGCGUCCUGCUGUCGGCGUUGGAGGUGGCCUGGGGGCAGCUGCGCUACUCGGUGCCCGAGGAGAUGCCCAAGGGCUUUUUCGUGGGAGACGUGGCCAAAAACCUGGGACUGCAGAUGUUAUCGCUCAGUGACAGUGGCGUCCGCGUUGUGUCGGAAGCUAGGAUGCAGUACUUCUCUCUGCUCGGGAAGACGGGACAUUUGGUGACGGCGGAGAGGAUAGACAGAGAGCAGCUGUGCGAGAGUGAGCAGCAAUGCGUGCUGCGCUGUGAGCUGAUAGUGGAGGGGGAAAUGAAAGUUUAUGAAAUUGAAGUGGAGAUCACGGACAUAAACGACAACAACCCCAGCUUCGAAGAGCAAGAAAUCCAACUGAAAAUAAGCGAGGCAACAGCCCCGGGAUCUCGGUUUCCCCUGGCCGAGGCUCACGACCCAGACUCGGGGCCGAAUUCCCUGCAGAGCUAUGAGCUGAGCGGCGAUGAGCACUUCUCGCUGGCUCUGCAGGCGGGCCCUGGCGGCCAUCCGCGUCCUGAGCUGGUACUGGCCAAGGCACUGGACCGGGAAGAGGCGGCGUUUCACGAGAUGGUGCUGAAAGCGAGUGACGGAGGAGAGCCAUCCCGGACGGGCACGGCGCGGAUCCGCGUGUCUGUGAUUGACGCGAAUGACAACGCACCUGUGUUUAGCCCAGCAGAGUACACGGUGCGUGUGCCUGAGGACGUGCCCCUGGGUUCUGCCCUCGUCACCGUCACGGCCACCGACCCCGACGAAGGGCUGAAUGGGCACGUGAAAUACAGUUUCCAUAAAAUUUCACGACGGGCAUCGGAAAUCUUUCACUUGGAUUCCGAGACAGGAGACAUAACAGUUAAAAACCGUUUGGACUUUGAGGAAAUCUCCUCACAUGAACUCGAGUUGCGGGCAAAGGAUGGAGGAGAUCUGUCUGACACUGCAAAAGUCACGAUCACAGUGACAGACGUCAACGACAACCGGCCUGAACUGACAGUGACAUCUCAGCUGAGCGAGAUCUCCGAGGACGCCCCUUCGGGGACUGUGGUGGCCCUACUCCAUGUACGGGACAGGGACUCAGGGGUCAACGGCCAGGUGCGGUGCUCGCUGGACGCGGGAGUCCCGUUCCGAUUGCAGACCUCUCGUGGCAGCUACUACGGCGUAGUGACGACGAGGGAGCUGGACCGGGAGGAGGUGUCGGAGUACAACGUGACGGUGAGGGCGGCCGACGGCGGGUCGCCUUCGCUGUUGAGCAGCACGGUGCUGGCGCUGCGGGUGCUGGACGUGAACGACAACGCGCCGGUGUUCAGCGAGGCGAGCUACAGCGCCCGGCUGCCCGAGAACAACGCGGCGGGCGCGCUGGUGCUGACGGUGCGGGCGCAGGACGCGGACUGGGGGCGGAACGCACGCGUGCGGUACCGGCUGGGCGAGGGUCGGGUGCGGGGCGUGCCACUGUCGUCGUACGUGUCGGUGCAGGCGGAGACGGGCGCGCUGUACGCGCUGCGCUCGUUCGACUACGAGGAGGUGCGUGAGGUGGGGCUGUGGGUGUUGGCGGAGGACGGCGGCUCGCCGGCGCUGAGCAGCAACGUGUCGGUGCGGCUCGUGAUCGUGGACGAGAACGACAACGCACCGCAGGUGCUGUACCCGCCGGUGGCGCCCGUGUCCGGGGCCGGUGUGGGUGGGUGGUCGGGAGUGGAGCUGGCGCCGCGGUCGUCGGAGCCCGGGGCGCUGGUGGCCAAGGUGGUGGCGGUGGACGCGGACGCGGGUCAGAACGCGUGGCUGUCGUACGAGCUGGCGAAGGCGACGGAGCCGGGGCUGUUCCGCGUGGGGCUGCACAGCGGCGAGGUGCGCACUGCGCGCUUCCCGCUGGCCCGCGACGCUGCCCGGCAGAGCCUGGUGGUGCUGGUGAAGGACCACGGGCGGCCGGCGCUGUCGGCCACGGCCACGCUGACAGUGGUGCUGGCCGAGAGCGUGGCCGAGCUGCUGGCCGAGCUGGGCAGUGAGGCAACGGCGGCGGGGCCGGGCGAGGCGGCGGGCAGCCUGACGCGCUGGCUGGUGCUGGCCGUGGCGGCCGUCUCCUGCCUCUUCCUCGCCUUCCUGCUGCUGCUGCUGGCAUUGCGCCUGCGGCGCUGGCGCCGCUCGCAGGUGCCUCCGGCGGCGGGCGGGGCCUUGCGCGGCGUCCCGGCCACGCACUUUGUGGGUAUCGACGGCGUCCGCGCCUUUCUGAGCUCCUACUCACACGAGGUGUCGCUCACCGCGGACUCCCGCAAGAGCCAGCUCCAAUUGUCGCCCGGCAACUGCUGCGGCACCCUCCCGGCUCGCCCUCUGCCCGACGAACCCGCCCCGCUUCUCGGGGAGGACCCUGCCGAUGCUUGCUCACACGACGCCUACGUUGCCCCGCUGAAUUCUGCGUUUCGGUGGCCAAUGGCGCCGACUCCUGGCCGCUGCUCACGGUGCGGCUCAAAGAGCAUCAGGCGGCUGCGGUGGCGUCGCGGUGCCUCCGGGUGCCGCUCCCGGGGCGGCGGCGAGCAGUCGCGAGUGCUGCUGCUGCCCGCUGUGCUGCUGAGCUUGUGUUGCCAGGCAGCGCCGGAGCCGAUCCGCUACACCAUCCCCGAGGAGCUGAGCAGAGGUUCGCUGGUGGGGCCGCUGGCGCGGGACGUGGGGCUGAGUCCGGCAGAGCUGCCGGCACGCAAGCUGCGGCUGACAUCUGCCACUAAAAAGCAGCUGCAAUACUUCACCGUGAGCGAGGAGAGCGGAGAGUUGUACGUGAGCGAGAGGCUGGACCGGGAAGAGAUGUGCGCCGAGGAGCCGACCUGCUCCGUCAGGUUCAAGGCCCUGGUUCACAACCCUCUCAACGUUUUUCAUGUCCAAGUGUCCAUCCAGGACGUCAACGACAACGCCCCACACUUCCUUCAAGACCAUUUCCAGCUGGAAAUCAACGAGUUCACUUCUCCCGGCGCCCGCUUUGCCGUGGGAGCCGCCGAAGAUGCGGACGUGGGCAGAAACUCCCUACAGGGCUACGAGCUGGAGCCCAACAAGUACUUUGAGGUAGAGGUAAAGGAGAGCGAGGACGGCAGCAAAUUCGCAGAGCUGGUGCUGCGCCGAGCGCUGGACCGGGAGAGAGAGCAGAACCUGCAGCUGGUGCUGACUGCGCUGGACGGCGGCAACCCGCCCCGCAGCGGCACCGCCCAGCUCUAUAUCAACGUCACCGACGCCAACGACAACGCCCCCGUGUUCGCGCAGGACCGGUACCGAGUGAGCCUGCGCGAGGACUCGCCGCCGGGCUCCAUGGUGCUGAACGUCUCGGCCACCGAUGCUGACGCUGGAACUAACGCCUGCAUCACCUACGGCUUCGGGAAAAUGCCAGCCAAGGUGCUUCGGAAGUUCGCGGUGAACGCAGAGAGCGGAAACAUUACACUGCAGGAAGCGCUGGACUUUGAGGACACGAGAAGCUACACGUUGCUGGUGGAGGCGAGGGACGGUGGCGGUCUGAUGGCACACUGCAAGGUGGAAGUGGAGGUGCUGGACGUGAACGACAGCCCCGAAAUCAUCAUGCUGUCGGUGUCGAGCCCGGUGCCUGAGGACGCUCCGAUCGGCACCGUGGUGGCGCUGGUGAACGUGAACGAUCCGGACUCCGAGGAGAACGGUCAGGUACUAUGCGAGCUGUCGGGAGAGGCGCCGCUGUCGCUCGUGGCUUCCUCGGGUGACGCGUACAAGGUGGUAACCGCAAGCGCGCUGGACCGGGAGCAGGCAGCCGAGCACCGAGUGACGCUGGUGGCCAUGGACAGGGGCAGCCCGGCGCUGUCGAGCCGUGCUGUGCUGGCACUGGAAGUGUCGGACGUGAACGACAACUCGCCGGUAUUCGAGGAGGAGGUCUACAGCGCCUACGUGGCCGAGAACAACGUGGUGGGAGCGACGGUGCUGCGCGUGCUGGCACGGGAUGUGGACGCGGGCGUCAACGGGCGCGUCAGCUACUGGCUGGAGGGCGGCAGUGAGGGCUCGGCACCGCCGCCGGUAUCAGUGGAGGCACAGAGCGGCGCCGUGUACGCGCAGCGCUCCUUCGACUACGAGCAGUACCGCGAGUUCACGGUGACGGUGCGGGCACAGGACGGUGGGGUGCCGGCGCGCAGCUCCACGGCCACGGUGCGCAUCUUCGUGCUGGACCGCAACGACAACGCGCCGCGUGUGCUGUGGCCGACGGCAGCGUCGGCAGGAGGCGAGGCGCCGCCGUUCGAGGUGGUGCCGCGCACGGCCGAGGUGGGCUACCUGGUGGCCAAGGUGGUGGCGGUGGACGCGGACGCGGGGCGCAACGCGUGGCUGUCAUACGAGCUGCUGCAGGCGCCGGAGCCGGCGCUCUUCCGCCUGGGGCUGCACAGCGGCGAGGUGCGCACGGCGCGGGCCGUGUCGGAGCGCGACGCGGCCAAGCAGCGCCUGGUGGCGCUGGUGAAGGACCACGGGCAGCCGGCGCUAUCGGCCACGGCCACGCUGCACGUGGUGCUGGCCGAGAGCUUGCAGGAGGCGCUGCCGGAGCUGAGUGACAGAGACGCUGUGUCCGAGCUGACGUCUGAUCUCAACGUCAUUCUCGUCGUGGCUCUCGCUGUGGUCUCAGUGUUAUUCGUUUCCACAGUCAUUUUUACAUUGUUCUUUAAAUGCAGACGUUCACGGACUCCUCCUAUUUUCAUAACCUCCGAGAAGGAGCUGUAUUCCAGUCUGCGUUCAAAAGCAGCCUACAACUACUGCAGUAGCACGCUGCCCUUGCCCUACUCCUACGAGGUGUGUUUAGCCUCCGAGUCGGGCCAGAAGGACUUCACAUUUCUGAAACCAGGGACUGCAGCGCAGUCUGACUGGCCCCUUGCUGCAGAACCCGGUUCAGGCACUCAGUCCGGGAAGGAUCCUCCUGGCACUGGGAGUUCAGGACAGCCUUUCCACAACACACUCAGCCACGAGAAGCAGCAGGGUAAUCGAUAA
Indicator indicator is the source of this 10113-nucleotide messenger RNA. RefSeq lists its product as uncharacterized. Gene Ontology annotation, cellular component: plasma membrane. Gene Ontology annotation, molecular function: calcium ion binding. Gene Ontology annotation, biological process: homophilic cell-cell adhesion. The record is from RefSeq and is a predicted model, not a curated record. Lineage: Eukaryota; Metazoa; Chordata; Aves; Piciformes; Indicatoridae.